This is a messenger RNA of Varanus komodoensis (Komodo dragon), 984 nucleotides long. RefSeq names its product vomeronasal type-2 receptor 26-like. The record is from RefSeq and is a predicted model, not a curated record. Gene Ontology annotation, molecular function: G protein-coupled receptor activity. The transcript has a single exon. Lineage: Eukaryota; Metazoa; Chordata; Lepidosauria; Squamata; Varanidae. Bases 1 to 984 code for a protein of 327 amino acids. Gene Ontology annotation, biological process: G protein-coupled receptor signaling pathway. Gene Ontology annotation, cellular component: membrane.
AUGAAGCUGAAGCGGCUUCCCUUCUUUUCAGAUGCAGAACAUUGCAGGAGGUGUUCAGAAGAUCAGCACCCAAACAAGGACCGAGACCACUGCAUCCCCAAGGAGAUAACUUUCCUCUCCUAUGAAGAACCUUUGGGGAUCAUCCUGGCUUCCUUUGCCCUGAUUUGGUUUUUAAUCUCAGGCUUUGUGUUAGGAAUCUUCAUUAAAUUCCUAGGAACUCCAAUAGUCAAGGCCAACAACCGGGACCUCUCCUAUGUCCUUUUGUCCUCUCUCCUGUUGUCCUUCUUAUCCUGCCUGCUGUUCAUUGGGCAGCCAAGUAAAGCAACUUGCCUGCUUCGACAAACAGCCUUCAGCAUCAUCUCCUCAGUAGCUGUCUCUUCUGUGUUGGCAAAGACCAUCACCGUGGUGCUGGCCUUCCUGGCCACCAAGCCAGGCAGCAAGGUGAAGAGAUGGCUUGGGAAGAGUCUGGCCAAUUCCAUUGUCAUUUCUUGCUCCAGUGUCCAGCUGGUCCUGUGCUCCAUCUGGCUGGGCAUGACUCCCCCUUUCCCUGAGGAUGACAUGCAUUCUCUGCCUGGGGAGAUCAUUCUACAGUGCAAUGAAGGGUCUGUCUCCAUGUUCUACACUGCCCUGGGCUACAUGGGGCUUUUGGCUGCUGUGUGCUUCACAGUGGCUUUCCUGGCCAGGAAGCUACCAGGGGGCUUCAAUGAAGCCAAGCUGAUCACCUUCAGCAUGCUGGUCUUCUGCAGCGUCUGGGUGUCCUUCUUGCCCUCCUACCUGAGCACCAAGGGGAAGUACAUGGUGGCCGUGCAGGUCUUCUCCAUCUUGGCCUCCAGUGUCAUGCUGUUGGGCUGCAUCUUUCUCCCCAAGUGCUACAUCAUUGUCUUGAGGCCUGAUCUGAAUACGAAGGCACAUCUCAUGACCAAAAGCAUGGUUGCCAUCUCAUUCAUUUUUUACACUGGGAAUGUGACCCUGGAUAUCUACUAA